CUCGCUGCUGGCCCAGUCCUGGACGGUCUGCCUCCGCUGCAGCGCAGACCGGCUUCAGCAGGGCGGCGUGAGGAGGGAGGCAGGGAGCGAGGAGCUGGCUUCAGACGAGAAGAGAAAAGUUGAGCAAGUGACAGUCGAAGUUUGAGAGAGAGGCAGAUCAGAAGAGGGGAGAGGCAGGCAGAGGGAAGACCUCCGGCUUCAGACAGAAUGGAGUCCCUGCCGAGGGGGGCUGCUGCUCUGCUCGUCGCCUCCCUCCUGGCUCUGCUCCCUGGACUUCCCCGGGGCCAGGACCUGAGAGAGACGGAUGCUCUGUGCAGGGCGGACGGCUGCUUCGUGGUUUACUUCCAGCGCAGGACUUUCCUGGACUCGUGGAGGGCCUGCAAAGAGAAGGGCGGCAAUCUAGCAACCAUCAAACACUCGGAGGAAGCGGCUUCCAUCGCCGCCCUCUUCUCCGGCCUGGACCUGCGACACUCGCGCACCAAGGUUCAGGUAUGGAUCGGACUUCAGCGCCAGCCCCGCCAGUGUGCCGCCGGCCGCCCCCUGCGGGGGUUCUCCUGGACGACCGGGGACCAGGACACAGAGUACACCAGCUGGCAGAGGGAGGACUCCCCCAGCCUGUGCCUGACGCCUCGCUGUGUGGUGAUGAGCUACAACGCUCAGGACCAGACCGAUAACUUCAAGUGGCUGGACGGCUCCUGCUCCGUCGCUGUGGACGGAUAUCUCUGCAGCUAUGCCUACGAAGGAAUGUGUCCCGCCCUGAGGAGAGAGGGGGCGGACAAUGCCCUCUACACCACGCCGUUUAACCUGGUGAGCACGCUGCUCACCCACGUGCCGUUCGGCUCGGUGGCCACCCUGCCCUGCCCUGCAGGCGCCCAGGAGGACCAGCUGGUCCUGUGCCUGCAGAGGGAGGACGGCUCAGUGGGAUGGUCUCGAGAAGCCCCGUUCUGCUCCAGAACCCCUCCGCCACACAGCUGGUGCGACCAGAACAACGGAGGAUGUGAGCACUUCUGCAGGCCGGCCGGCGGACACUUCUACUGCGAGUGUGCCGGAGGCUACCAGCUGGCAGACGACGGGCAGAGCUGUGAGCUGGCCGACGUCUGCCAAGGAGCGCCCUGUGAGUUCGAGUGCCUGCCCCUCUCGGAUAGCUACCGCUGCGCCUGUCCCGACGGGUACAUGCUGGCGCCGGACGAACGUGGCUGCUUGGAUGUGGACGAAUGCCUGCAGAGUCCUUGUGAGCACAUUUGUCAGAACACUCUGGGAACGUUCCAGUGCCAGUGUCGGGAGGGUUUCCAUCCGGAUGAUGAGAGUGCCUGUGAGGACAUUGAUGAGUGUAUGAGCGAUCCCUGUGAACACGCCUGUGAGAACACACUCGGCUCCCACGUCUGCCACUGCCAUCUGGGCUACUCCCCCGUGCCCGAGGACCUGGGCCGAUGCCAGGACAUCGACGAGUGUCAGAUCCCCGACACCUGCGAGCAGAUGUGCGUAAAUUACGAGGGUGGAUAUGACUGCUACUGCGAGGAGGGCUUUGAGCUCAUGCCUGACCUCUUUUCCUGUAGAAAGACACAGAUUGGAGUUGUUCAGUCUGCUGUCACCCACCAGCCUGGACCUGUGUGGGUCCCUGAGGACUAUGACUGGAGCCCAGAGCAGAGCCACACCGACUGGCCCACAGAGGAGGAGCAGUCCCUGGACUGGCUCACUGAGCCACCCAGAGUCUUCAAUCCGGAUGUCAUCUGGGUUACUCGUGCUCCUCAGGAGGAGUUUCCCUUCCCUUCAGGAUUAGAGCCUUUCCCAACUGUGGCUGAAAACCACGAGGAAGACAUAGAUGGAACUGACUGGCAAGAGUGGGGGCAAAGACCUCAGCCUGAACCAAAGGAUUUCCUGACGACCCACUUCCCCACUCCUCCUGCCACCUCCGUCGCCUCCACUCCUACCCCGGACUAUUACCAAGAUGAAGAAGAGACUACUACAGAUGCACCCUCUGUUUCUACUGCAACCAUCUCUGAGGGAGCCUGGAACUGGUGGGUGGAGCUGGCCACAUCCACCCAGGGUCCGGGGAACGCUGCAGAGCCUGUCACAGACUGCAACACGUCCACGGAUUCCAGCUACUACAGCGAAGCUGAUGAAGAACAGCUCCUCCCUGGGGAGAAGUCUUGGUUCUCAGAGGAGGAGCUAGAGGUGAAGGAUGGGGUCUUUCAGGAGGUCACACGCUCCGAAGCCCCCGCCCCUCCCACAGAGCCUGCAGCGUCCCACAUUCCCCCAGCUGAGGGCGGGGAAACUGAAGGCAGUGCUGACUCUCUGGAUCCUGCCCAGGAGGACCGGGGGCCGAAGCAGAGCUCCACCUGGCUGCUGGUGGCCAUCCUCGUGCCCCUCUGUAUUGUCCUUGUGGUGAUGGUGGCGCUGGGGAUCGUCUACUGCACCCGCUACGCCGUUCAGCCGCGGAACAAAGCCGCCACUGACUGCUACCACUGGAUCUCUGGAGCGCAUGACAAACAGGUAGCUGCUCACCCCUCGGCAGGGGUCAAGACCCAGGUGUAAACACACCGACACGGACACAAACAGCCUCUGUUCUGCAGGAGAGCAGGAGACAGUGAUGAACUGGCCACCAGAGGCCAGAAGCUCCGCCCCUUUCUGAAGUGCUGACUUUCUGCACAUAUUUGGAUAUUGCUGUUAAAUAUGGACUGGUAGAAGUGGGGAGGGGCCGCUGAAAACCGUGGACCGUUUUGGGGCUUUCUCUGUGGUCCAAACGGCGCAGUGUCUGCUUCAUGAGUCGCCUUGUUCCAGACAAACACAAGUCUGUAACAUCACUCUGCUGCUCGCUGAUGUUCCUUCAUGUCACUUUCUUUAUUCACCUUAAUGUUUCACAGGUGGAGUCAGCUCCUGCUUACAGGUUGAAAAAAUUACAUAACACACACACUGCUUUGUUGAAGCUAUAAAACGUGACGACACCGUGUCUCUCGAGCGACGUCCUGAGGCUCAGUUUGUUUCUAGCAGUGGACGACCGAACGCUGCUCGUCUCCUGCCACAGCACAGGGUUGUCAGCUACGCCAGUUUAUCAUUUAAUGUCUUUUUCAACCCAGUCCAAACUGAGAGGCUAGCCGGUGCCGUUGGUGUCUGCUAACGUCAGCUUGAAAAGCCCUGCAGCGCUAGAGACGGGGUUCUGUAGCAGAGCGCAGUCCACGCCAACGAGAGAGGCCGGUCUGGGCCAGAGGUGAGGACAGACUGGUCCACAUGCACCAGCAGGGCUGGGACAGGCUCUUCAUUUUACUAGAACAGAGCAGGGAUCCCAAAGCUAAAUCUGAGGAACCUCAUUGAGGUGAUCGAGCUGCCAUGUCCCAAUUCAAGAUCCAGAGAAACUCAUCAGAGAGAAAAUAAAGCUAAUGCUAAUGCUAACCAUGCUUCUGAACUUCUACUUGGUUUUGAAACGUGAACUUGAACACAGUCCUUUACAGGGAACGAGUGUGAAAAGUCAGAGGUCCGGUUCAUCCGGAGACUUCCUCCAGUAGGCGGAACAUGUUAGGAGACCCAGCUGUGCCCUUUGACCUUGCCUCCAUGACCGUCACAUCAGCAUGGUUAAUACCGGCACACAAUCAGUGAGCAUGGCUGCCGGAGCAGACGGGCCUUCUGAGACCAAAGCCUGAUGUCUGAGUGUGUUUCACACUCCUGUCCUGCAGACACACUCGUUCUCCUGCUGAGUCCAGUUUGAGGGUUUCCUCUGGCUGAGGCUGAGAUGCUGCCGAGGCACAGACGUGACCCUGACCUGGUUUUGAAACAGCCCCUCUGUGACCCUGGUUUAGAGCGUCAGACCAGCAGGGACCACGCUCAGCACAGCCAGCUUUAAUUUAUUGGGUAUUUAACGGCGCCAGUCCACACCUACACGCCACAUUUCUACUGACUGUGAACUCUGAGAACACUACUCCUUUCUG
Messenger RNA from Salarias fasciatus (jewelled blenny), 3923 nucleotides. It is a transcript of the gene cd248a, whose product is annotated as CD248 molecule, endosialin a. Gene Ontology annotation, cellular component: extracellular matrix; external side of plasma membrane. Gene Ontology annotation, molecular function: extracellular matrix protein binding; calcium ion binding; extracellular matrix binding. The transcript has a single exon. Lineage: Eukaryota; Metazoa; Chordata; Actinopteri; Blenniiformes; Blenniidae. Gene Ontology annotation, biological process: cell migration. The record is from RefSeq and is a predicted model, not a curated record. Bases 208 to 2535 code for a protein of 775 amino acids.